Lodderomyces orthopsilosis Co 90-125 is the source of this 1788-nucleotide messenger RNA. RefSeq lists its product as uncharacterized. Bases 1 to 1788 code for a protein of 595 amino acids. The transcript has a single exon. The record is from RefSeq and is a predicted model, not a curated record. NCBI's taxonomy places the organism in Eukaryota, Fungi, Ascomycota, Pichiomycetes, Serinales, Debaryomycetaceae.
AUGAAUGUUACCAAAAAAAAUAAAGAAAAAAUUCUACGAGGAAAUACAUUGCAAAUCUACUUGAUGCAGCACAUUCAAAUGACGCAAGGCCCUAACACAGACACCUAUAUAUACGACUUGGAUGAAGAAUUUAUAGAUUCAUUGAAAUUACUAUCAUUUGACUUGGAUACCUUUGAAGCAGUGGAGCAAAUCGAAGACCCUAUUUUGCAACGUCCCAAGGUGGCCAAGGACGUGAACUACUACAAGUCCGAUUUGCAUCGCUAUAAUUUGAAAAGACUGCAAAACAAUUUACCCCCGGUGGAUGAAGAUGAGUUUGAGAAGUUAAUUGAAACACAGUCGAUUGACAGUAUUUCGGGAUCGGAGUCAGAGGGCGAGUCUGGUCUGGAAGAUGAUAAAGCUAAUGAUGAACAAGAGCAAAAGGUCAAAAGCUUGAUCAAAAGGUUGGAUUCUGUGACUGUUUCAGACGACUCCGUGUCAGCGUCUCACUUGAACACCAAAAGUCCCUUCAUUCUUUUUGGCUCUAAGUCUGUUACAAACGAUGAAGCAAUUGGCAUUUAUAAAGCACUGUUUCCCACAAUCGCAUUAAAUGAUCCUUUGGGAUAUCUCAAGCACGCACAGGAACAAAAAGGUUCAAUGUCAGCAAUACUAAUGAUUGGCGGUGGGCAUUUUGCCGGAGCCAUUAUCAGUCACAGAAGGAAUGAUUUGAAGUCCAUCAAUAACAAGGAUAGCUUGAAAAUGCAACAGGUGAAUGUUAUAGCUUCGAAAACAUUUCAUCGGUACACAACAAGACGUAAACAAGGUGGCUCACAAGGUACUAGUGACAAUUCUCGUGGAAAAGCUAUUUCUGCGGGUUCAAGUAUUAGACGCUACAAUGAGAAGGCAUUGGCUCAAGAAGUGCGAGAACUUCUUGCUCAAUGGAGUGUCUAUUUGAGACAAUGCACGGCGAUUUACAUUCGUGCGAAUGGACCAACCAAUAAGAAGGUCUUGAUAGGGUAUGAAGGCUCGCCCUUCGAAGCCAGUGACGACAGAAUUAGAAAGCUACCAUUUUCAACACAAAGGGCAAGCUUAUCGGAAGUAAAAAGAAGUUGGGUUGAGUUGACACAUUAUAAGAUAGUAGCGUUGCCUAAGAUUGAAACCGUCAAUGAAAAAGACCCAACAAAAAGUACACAAGAGAAACUGACUAACUCAAACCUCAAGAGGACAGAAGGGAAUGAAGAUGACCGACGCGACAAGCAAAUCGAGGAAGUUCUAAGCAUUUUGAGAAAGCAAAAAGCCCCAAGAUUAUUAAAAUGGGUCAAGGAUAAUCAAAUCGACGUUGAUACAUACCGAAUCGACACAAGCGCAUAUGCACAAGCACCAACAUUGCUUCAUUAUGCUUCUGCAAAUGGCCUCUCACACAUGAUUCAAAUCUUGUUGAUUAAUUUGAAAGCUUCGCCUUUGGUACAAAACAGGGCUGGAAGAUAUCCUGCCGAGCUAGCCGAUCAAAACACCAAAAGAGCAUUCCAAAUUGCUAGGUAUAAACUAGGAGAGUCACACUGUGAUUGGGAUAAGGCAAAAGUGUUACCUGCCAGGUCUAAGGAAGAGUUUGAUGAUGAAGAUAGAGUUAAAGAGGAGGAAGAGAGAUUAGCUAAACAGAAUCUUCUUAAAGCUGAGGCCUCGAAGGAGGUGAGAAAUACUUCAAGCAUGAAGUCCAACCAAAAUGAUCUUACAGGUUUAAAUGAAGAGCAACGUUUAAAACUCAUGAGGGAGCAAAGAGCAAGAGCGGCCGAAGCUAGACUAAAAAGAUGA